AUGUUACCUGUUCCCAACAGAGAUGGGCGUAGCCGCUGUGGAGUGUAUUGUGCAGCCAAUGCCUGCAUUGAGCAGGUGAUACAACAUGGGGAAGUUGACAUCUUUCAGGCCGUCAAAACAGUUCGGCGGCACAGGCCCCAGUUGGUGGAGAACAUGGUGAACGGAGUACAAAUACUGCUACGACCUGGUGCUCCACUACGUCCUGCACUACCUCAACAAGGACAUGAAGGAAAAGAAGUGAGAGAGCGAGCAGGAGACACAGUGGUUCAUCGCCUUCGGGCGCGGGUCGGCGCUGCCGCAGACGCCCGACGACUCGCCCUCGUCCAGCGAGGCGCGCCGGCGGCGGCGGCGGGCGCCGGCAGGCGGCGGGCGGCGGCGCGGGGCGGCGCGGGCGGCGCAAACGUUGCUCGUGCGAACAUCACCGUCGCCCGCAGCGAGCGCCCGCGCAGCAAGCGGGGCCACGCCCCCGCCGCGCCGCGCGCCCCGGCCCGCCCCGGCCCGCGCGCCGCCGCGCCCGGCCCCGACCCUGGCCGCGCUUCGUGGCAGGUGGUGCCUGAGCUUACAGCGCGGCGUGCGGGCGCCCGCCCCGGCCCGGUCCCGGGGCGCGGGCCCGGCCCCCGGCGCGAACCUUUCUCCCUUGGCCGCCCCGCCCCCCCGCGCCCGCUCCCGGACCGGCGGCGCCGCCCGCGCGGGCGCCGCGCCGCCGCCGCCACCGCCGCCUGCGCGCCUCUAGCACUUCCCCGCGGGCGACGCUGGCGACGCGGUGCGGCGGCGUUGGCGCGCGGCGCGCGGCGCGACGGCGACGCCAAGGCGGCGCGCGCGCUUGCGCCCGGCACAGCAGCCCCGCCGCCGAGUGGCGCGCCCGACGCCCGCCCCCGGCCCCGGCCCCGGCCCCGGACAUUCCCUCCAUCCACAGCGCGGCACUCGGCCUCGCCUCCGACGCCAGCAGAAAGCGAAACGGCCAUUUACACAACCGCAGUGCCAAACAUUCCCUUGAGUUGCUUGCAGGGAGCCACCCGCCAGUUAAUGUUCCCAUUGCCCGUUCUAUAA
Molecule: messenger RNA, 1050 nt
Organism: Gryllus bimaculatus (two-spotted cricket)
Lineage: Eukaryota; Metazoa; Arthropoda; Insecta; Orthoptera; Gryllidae
Source: the annotation of a GenBank genome assembly